This is a messenger RNA of Aphanomyces invadans, 2383 nucleotides long. RefSeq lists its product as hypothetical. Gene Ontology annotation, molecular function: metal ion binding. The transcript has 13 exons. The coding region runs from base 745 to 2310 and encodes 521 amino acids. NCBI's taxonomy places the organism in Eukaryota, Oomycota, Saprolegniomycetes, Saprolegniales, Verrucalvaceae. The record is from RefSeq and is a predicted model, not a curated record.
CAACUUCAAGAAAGGUGGGGGGAGGGGCACGUCAUGAGUAGUGUCCGAGACAACGCAGAGGCGACAGCCAUGGGACGAGAAGACUUGACCUCGUACAAGCUCACGAACGGGCUCUACAUCGACCCGAACGAGAGCGAAGAGGACGACGACAGCCACGGCGGGUCGUCGAUUCAACCCCACGGCAACGCCUUCGCCAGAAAAAUGUCACGUUCCGUGUCGUCGCCGAACAUUGGACCCAAGUCUGUCUUGUCCCCAACGACUCCGCACGUGGUGGCGCCACUCAGGCUGGAUGAGCACCCAGACAUUGACACAAUCGCUCCUUCUGCUGUCGCGUUGAAGAUGCAACCUACCAGCCCCAUGAACAACCUCCCGGAUGCCAUCAUGGCUGCUUUUAAUAAGCUGUCACCUUCGAUGAUGCCUUUGUCACCCUCCUCCGAGCGAAAGCUCAGUAGCCCCAUGUACGUCGGAGAUACCAACGUUGUGUACGCGAUGUAUAUUUGAACUCCCCACGUUUUCAACAAGCAUGCUUCACGAGCGGUCGAUUUCUGCAGAUGCCCGCAACGCAGUGUGUACAUCAAUUCGCCCUUGGCGCCACCUCCAUUCGCAAGCUUGACUAUCUGCGAAAACUGUAAAGUGGAAGUCGGCACCCUGCUCAGCAAGCCCAGGCACCACUGUCGCAACUGCGGAGGGACGUUUUGCCAAGCAUGCUCGACCAAAUCAAGCGUCAUUCCGUACGAAGCUUUGAUGUCCAAGGGAGAGUUUCGAGUGUGCGACUGCUGUUUCCUCAAAAUACGAGAGUUCCAAAGCCAGAGCGGCACAACUCAAUGCUCGUGGAAUGGCCUGAGCCCUCUGGCGGACUCGGCCUUCCUCGCCACGUUUGGUUUCCCAGACGUGCAGACUCCCGUUGUGAUUGUGAGCUGCUGCUACUUUCCCGAUUGCGUGCCGUACUAUGGCCACAUGUACCUCACCCGGGAGCACGUUUGCUUUUUCGCGUACAAAUCGACCCUGGACCCCAUUUGCAUUCCAUAUGAAGACGUCGCCGCGGUCGUCAAGCCCGAAUUUUACUUUAUCAAUGCCUUGCAGCUCAAGUCGAGCGACAGGUCGUGGUUCUUUGCCGAAUUUAAUGGCCACCGGGACAUGGCGUAUAGUCGGCUCGACCAGCUUCUUUCCGCCCAUCGACAGCAAUACAAAGAAAGCGACCACACACCGGAAUCGCUGAAGGAAAUGGCAUCGCAGCGACGCCAAUCGUAUUUGAAUUCGAACCAACGCAAAAACAUUGUUGUUCGGGAAGAUGACGAUUUUGUUCCCCUGCCGCCAGAUGAAACAUUGAGCAAAAUGACGAAAAUCCUGGACACUGAGCUACAAAGCGACGUCAAUCAAUUGUACGACUCGCUCUUUUCCGACGACCAUGGCCACGACUUCUACGAGCGCGUGAUGGUUUCGACAAAGGACAUGGACAUUUCGAUUGGAGCAUGGCAACCCAUCGCGCAAUGCCCUGCAGACGCCAUGUCGUCGCUGUGUGUGUCGAAGGAACGGAUGACUCAUUUCCGCAAGGUCGAGUCCAAGCACCCACCCAAAGUAACGUUUCCAGGCUUGCCGCCCUAUGCCGAGUGCACACGAUAUCAAUUGUGUCGCCACGAUCAACAGCCGGGUGCACGCGUGUGGACGCGAUUUGUGCUGGCCGAGACGCUUCGAAUGAAGAAGAUUCCGUACGCCGACUACUUUGAGAUCGAGACGCGAUGGGUGUUUACGCUGGACGGCAACAAGUUUUGCCACGCCGAGGUCGGGAUCAUCGUGCACUUUAUCAAGUCGACGUGGUUCAACAACCAGAUCAUUUCGUCGACGAUCUCAGAAUCCAAAGAAGCGUUUGAAACAUGGGCGAACGCUGCAGUUGCGGAACUUCGUCAAAAGGGUUCUGUCGCGGCAGCGACACCCCCCAAGUGCACGGCGGCCACCGAUAAAUCGUUCGAAACCAAGCCAACGCAACGCACGUCCAAUGCUAUUGCGUCAGUCACCAACAGCCAACCACAACAUGUUGCCACCACCUCUGCCAUGUCUUCGUCGGUUUUCAACACGAUUGCUCAAGGCGUGCGCCAGCAACCCUUGUGGGCAUUUACAAUCAUGAUAUGCUUCUACAUGCUCUACUCUCUGCAUACCGUGCAUUCGGCGAUGCGACUCGCCCUGCAACGAUCGACUCAAGUCGAGGAACGACUUUUUCAGUUGACUUCAGCGACCAGAACAGACGAGAUCGAAGCUGUGGUGGCCACAACCUUGAAACAGCUCCAAUUAUGCACUUCUCCACGCUCCUAGAGGCUCUGGAGCUAUAAAGUCAACCAACAUAGACCCGACCGCACGUUUUUUCAUGCGGAUGGCGCAUCACCCA